UUCCUGCCUGUAAACGAAAGUGAAAUUAAGUGUCGACAUUUUAAAGGCAGAGUCGCCAUUUUAUCAAGAAACAUUUUAUCAAGAUUCUGGAGUAAUGUAAAGAUAUUCUAUGUUUCAAGAGAGAUGACAUUCCAUGUCCCUAGAGCCAACUUCUGCAGCUGAGGAUCCCAGUGAAAUUCCCCGCCUUCGACCACUGCCCAAUUCACACUGCACCCGACCCCUUUGGCCCCUCCUACAGAGGCCCCAGCAGGAAUCAUCUGGUCUGGAUCAGCAUAAAAAUGAAUGGAUCUGCUUCUGAAAAGCGCCCCCCUGUGGAGUGUAAGAGAAAGAGCCCUGAGAGUGUCCUGAUGGAGAGAGCAGACUCCCCUGUACCCAGCUGUGUUUCCCUGAAGAGUGACGCGUCAAUGGAUCGACCACUCGUCUUCAGAGAGGGACCUUUUCCUACAGAUCAAAGAGACCAAAUGGAAGAUUGCAGUUCAGAUCUACAUGAUAAAUCGGGUUUAUCAUCCAUAUUGAAGUCACUAGAGGUAAAAGCCAUGAAGUUCCUAAAGGAGGAACUGAAGACGUUUGUGAGGCACCUAGAUCAGAAUUACCCAGAAUGCUCUGAGCCUCAGCUGGAGGAGGACAAUGACCUGGACUGUGAUGGUCAGAUGCAGAAGACCAGUGUUAGAGAGGUAGCUCUGAAGAUCACAGUGUACAUCCUGAGGAUCAUGAAACAUAAUGAUCUUGCUGACCUGCUGGACAAGAGACAGCUCAUGCUACAGGAAAUCAAAUGUAAACUUAAGAAGCAAUGUGAGUGUGUAUUUGAAGGGAAAGCUAAGGAAGGACAGCCAACACUUCUCAGUGAGAUUUACACAGAACUCUACAUAACUGAAGGUGGGACUGGAGCAGUCAAUGAUGAACAUGAAGUGAGACAGAUUGAAACAGCAUCCAAGAAAAGGCGAACAGAAGAUACUACAGUCAAGUGCAAUAAUAUAUUUAAACCCUUAUGUGGGCGUGUGACACCUAUCAGAACUGUACUCACUAAAGGGGUGGCAGGUAUCGGGAAAACAGUCUCUGUGCAGAAAUUUAUUCUCGACUGGGCAGAAGGAAAAGCAAACCAGGAUGUUCACUUCAUAUUUGCUCUUCCUUUCCGGGACCUGAAUUUGAUUAAGGGUGAAUACAGUCUGAUUGAACUGCUUCAUCACUUUGUCCCAGAACUGAAAUCAUUUCAAUUCACUGAGCUGUUUAGCUACAAAGUCUUGUUCAUCUUUGAUGGUCUGGAUGAGUGUCGCCUUCCUCUCGAUUUUCAGAACAAUGAGAGCUGGUUUGAUGUAACAAAGAAAACGUCACUGGAUGUGCUGUUGACUAACCUCUUUAAGGGGAAUCUGCUCCCAUCUGCUCUCCUCUGGAUAACCUCCCGGCCAGCAGCAGCCAAUCAGAUACCUCCUGAGUGUGUCCACCAGGUGACAGAGAUACGAGGGUUCAGUGAUGCCCAGAAGGAGGAGUAUUUCAGGAGGAGAUUUAAUGAUCAGAGCCUGGCCAGCAGGAUUAUCACACAUGUGAAAUCAUCAAGGAGCCUCUUCAUCAUGUGCCACAUUCCUGUGUUCUGCUGGAUUUCAGCAACUGUGCUUAAGAGGUUUUUUAGUGAGACUGACAGGGGAGAAAUUCCAAGGACUCUGACUGAAAUGUACACACACUUCCUGAUCUUUCAGACAAGUUUAACAAAUGACAAGUAUAUGAAAAAACAAGAAACUAAGCUUAAAGAAUACAGCAAGGAAUUCCUUUUAAAACUUGGUAAACUUGCUUUUGACAACCUUGAGAAAGGCAAUCUCAUAUUUUAUGAGCAAGAUCUGACAGGGAAUGGCAUUGAUGUCACUGAAACUUCAGUUUACUCUGGAGUGUGCACAGAAGUCUUUAAAGAGGAGUAUGGGUUGUACCAGGAGAAGGUGUACUGCUUUGUGCAUCUGAGCAUCCAGGAGUAUCUCGCUGCUUUAUAUGUGUUUCUGUCAAACUCAUCAGCUGACCUGCUGAAGACUGCAGUGAAUGAGGCAUUAGAGAGCAAGAAUGGACACUUGGACCUCUACCUCCGCUUCCUCCUGGGCCUCUCAACAGACUCCAGUAAGACUCUGUUACAAAGGCUACUGGGGCCAACAGAAACCUGCUCACAAACCAUUAAGGAAACAGCCCAAUACAUCAAGGAGAAAAUACAGGAGAAUUUAUCUCCAGAAAGGACCAUCAACCUGUUCCACUGUCUGACUGAACUGGGGGACAACUCUCUAGUAGAGGAAGUACAAAGAUACCUGAAUUCAGGAAACAUUUCAGUAGAUGACCUUUCACCUGCACAGUACUCAGCUCUGGCCUUUGUGAUGCUGAUGUCAGAUGAGGAGCUGGAUGUGUUUGACCUGAAGAAAUAUAUCAGACGAGAUAAACAGCACUGCAGGCUGCUGCCUGUGGUCAAGAACUCCAGGACGGCUCUGCUGAACAGCUGUGAUCUCAUAGAUAAACACUUUGAAGUGCUGUCUUCAGCUCUAAGAUCAAACUCUUCCCCCCUGAGAGAGCUGGACCUGAGUGACAAUAACCUGAAGGAUUCAGGAGUGAAGCUGCUCUCUGCUGCACUGGGGGAUUUACACUGUAAACUGAAGAUAUUGAGGUUGUCAGGCUGUAGAGUCACAGAAGAAGGCUGUUCUUCCCUGGCUUCAGCUCUGAAGUUAAACCCCUCACACCUGAGAGAACUGGAUCUGAGCUACAAUCACCCAGGACACUCAGGAGUGAAGCUGCUCUCUGCUGUACUGGAGGAUCUCAGCUGUAAACUGGAGAAGCUGCAGGUGGGCUGGUGUGAACUCACAGAGAAAUGCUGUGAGGCACUGGCUUCAGCUCUCAGAUCAAACUCCUCACCCCUGAGAGAGCUGGACCUGAGUGACAAUGACCUGCAGGACUCAGGAGUGAAGCUGCUUUCUGCUGGACUGGGGGACUUACACUGUAAACUGGAGAUACUGAGACUGUCAGGCUGUAGAGUCACAGAAGAAGGCUGUUCUUCCCUGGCUUCAGCUCUGAGAUCAAACCCCUCACACCUGAGAGAGCUGGACCUGAGCUACAAUCACCCAGGAGACUCAGGAGUGAAGCUGCUCUCUGCUGUACUGGAGGAUCCCAGCUGUAAACUGGAGAAGCUGCAGGUUGGCCGGUGUGAAAUCACAGAGAAAUGCUGUGAGGCACUGGCUUCAGCUCUCAGAUCAAACUCUUCCCCCCUGAGAGAGCUGGACCUGAGUGACAAUGACCUGCAGGACUCAGGAGUGAAGCUGCUCUCUGUUGGACUGGAGGACUUACACUGUAAACUGGAGAUACUGAGGGACAAGGGACAAGGCGUAAGGGACAAGGCCGAAGACCUGUAUUGGAUGCCCGUGGUCUUCGGGCCCUCAGACGACUCUGCAUCACUCAUCGGCAUGAUUGUGUCAAUGACAUUACUAAAUGGGCCCAGGAAUACUUCCAGAAAGCACAGUCGACUGUCAGGCUGUAGAGUCACAGAAGAAGGCUGUUCUUCCCUGGCUUCAGCUCUGAGGUCAAAACCCUCACACCUGAGGGAGCUGGACCUGAGCUACAAUCACCCAGGAGACUCAGGAGUGAAGCUGCUCUCUGCUGUACUGGAGGAUCCCAGCUGUAAACUGGAGAAGCUGAAUGUGGAUUACGGUGGAGAGUGCAGGACCAGACCAGGCUUACAGAAAUACUCCUGCCAGCUGACGCUGGACCCCAACACAGCAAACAGACGCCUGUCUCUGUCAGGGGGGAACAGGAAGGUGACAGAGGGGGCAGAGCAGCCAUAUCCUGAUCAUCCAGAGAGAUUUGACAGCUGCCCCCAAGUUCUGUGCAGAAAGAGUCUGACUGGCCGCUGUUACUGGGAGGCUGAGUGGGAUGGAGUUGCAGCCCUGAUAGGAGUGACUUAUAAAGGGAUCGAGAGGAAAGGAGGGAGUGACUGUCUGCUUGGAAACAAUGACAAGUCAUGGUGUCUGUGGUGUAAACCAGUCAGUUACUCUGUCCUGCACAAUAAUAAACAGACUCUCAUACCCAUACAGCCCUCAGGCUCCCGCAGAGUAGGAGUGUAUCUGGACUGGGGGGCUGGUGCUCUGUCCUUCUACAGAGUCUCCUCUGAUGGACUGACCCCCCUGCACAGAUUCACCUCCUCAUUCACUGAGUCCCUCUAUCCAGGGUUUCGGGUUUAUAGUAACUCCUCAGUGUCACUGUGACGUGUUGCUGGUUCUCCUGGCAAAAAGGUAAAAUCUCUGCUUUUUAACCUUUAUUAUCCCUUUUACUCUGAAAUGUACAGAACUGUGCAAAAGUCUUAGGCAGGCAAAGAAAAUGAUGUUUAGAUUAUCCUCCUGUUGGUGUAAAACUAUGAUAUGGUGCCUGUCAAAGUGUGUCAGCUUCGCCAUUUCAGAACCUCUGCUAAAAUCAUCCUAGUAUUUGCAGUGACCGUCCAGUGCAGCCAUGCAUUUUUUGACUUGGCCACUAGCAGACCUCAUACAGCUAGUCAAUCUCUCACUGACUUUUUAAACCAAUAUAUUUAAUUAUUUAAUUGAGCUGUUCGGGAAAUUUAACAAAAUUGUGGAACAGCUG
This is a messenger RNA of Brienomyrus brachyistius, 4590 nucleotides long. Its product is annotated as NACHT, LRR and PYD domains-containing protein 12-like. Lineage: Eukaryota; Metazoa; Chordata; Actinopteri; Osteoglossiformes; Mormyridae. Gene Ontology annotation, molecular function: protein binding. The coding region runs from base 279 to 4220 and encodes 1313 amino acids. The record is from RefSeq and is a predicted model, not a curated record. The transcript has 16 exons.